AAAAUUGUUUACAAUUCCAAAAGUAAAAAGAAAACAUCAAAAGCAUCAGUCGCCACAAGAAGAACUCGUAGGAUUAGCUUAUAAGCGUUUACGUCAGACGGAAGAUAGUGAUGAAAUGAAAAUAGCUAUUGCUUGGGCAUCGGAACUUCAAAAAAUCAAUGCCCAACAACAAAUUUUUGCAAAAAAGGCUAUCAACGACAUUUUAUUUGAAGGCCAAAUGGGUACUUUACAUCGAAAUGCUAUUCAAAUAGUACCAGCUUCAACUAGAUCAUCAACCCCGUUCUAUAGUAAUACUCCAACACCCUACAGUCUUUAUUCUUCAACAAAUAGUGGCCCCCCUUCUAUUGAAACAAAUGACAUGCCAUGUACUUAUUAGACAUUGACUAUUGAUACAAUUGAGAAUACAGCCUCUCCACAGCUUCAGAUUU
Myzus persicae (green peach aphid) is the source of this 428-nucleotide messenger RNA. RefSeq lists its product as uncharacterized. NCBI's taxonomy places the organism in Eukaryota, Metazoa, Arthropoda, Insecta, Hemiptera, Aphididae. Bases 116 to 376 code for a protein of 86 amino acids. The transcript has a single exon. The record is from RefSeq and is a predicted model, not a curated record.